CGACAUUCCAGUUGACCAUGAACGAGAUUUUUCGACCACUGCUGGAUAAGUGCGUCAUCAUAUACCUCGACGAAAUCCUCGUCUACAGCACCACCCGGGAGCAGCAUUUGAAGGAUUUGGAAGCAGUUUUUUCUCUCCUGGAGCAAAACCGACUCAUCACCAAGGGUUCUGAGUGCGAGUUUCUAAAACACGAACUGGGCCAUGUGAUCUCUAUCGACGGCGUUAAGAUUGAUCCUAAGAAGAUUGCUACCAUCCGAGACUGGAAGCCGCUGGCUAAUCUCCGAGAACUUCAGAUUUUCCUGGGGUUUGUCAAUUACGUCCACCGUUUCAUUCCUAACAAGGACGGGGUAACUUCCCCUCUCACGGAUCUCCUGAUGAAGGGCACGUUUUUUGAGUGGGGGGGAGAGCAGCAGGCUGCGUUCGAAAAGCUCAAAAUUUUAUUGACUACACAUCCGGUUCUUCGGAUAGUGAUCCUCACCGUCCUACUGCUACAAGAUUUUGGCGAAGGCCUCAAACCCAUCGCCUACGAGUCACGAAAGCUGAACCAAGCCGAGCGAAACUAUCCUAUCCACGAAAAGGAGUUACUCGCCAUCGUUCACGCUUUCAAAGUCUGGCGGUGCUACCUGACGGGAGUUGACGUGACAGUCCGAACAGAUCACAAAGCGCUACAGUUCAUCCGCGCCCAACCGACACUGAAUCCCCAACAGAUUCGCUUGCUCGACUACCUCGAGUCCAACUUCCACAAGAGACAGUACGGCACACGUCUGCAUCUGUCCACGGCGUACCACCCGCAAUCGGACGGUCAGACUGAGCGCACCAACCAGACGAUAGAGCAGCUGCUUCGCACGACAUGCACAGACCCGGCCCAAUGGGAAGACACAUUUUCUUUGAUCGAGUUUGCGUACAACAAUGCCCCAUCGGCCACGACUACUUGGUCCCCAUUCUUCUUUAUUUACGGGAUAGAUCCGACAACCCCUCUAUCGCCACCGAUAGAAAAUCCGGCACCAAGAUCUCAGCACUUCGUGACUUAACACUUGCCCCUGGGCAAUUG
This is a messenger RNA of Closterium sp. NIES-67, 1051 nucleotides long. The record is from the annotation of a GenBank genome assembly. Lineage: Eukaryota; Viridiplantae; Streptophyta; Zygnematophyceae; Desmidiales; Closteriaceae.